GGGGCGCCACGGACCGGAAGUGGAUGUGGGCCGCAGUUCGCGAGCUCCUCAUGACCCGACUGCAGUGGGGGUCAAAGCCCGAUAAAAUGCCUGUCGCCUGAGCUGGUGGCCGCUUGGGAGGGCCUGGGGUCUCGUGCACCUCCCCCAGCCUAUUACGUGGCCUGUGUUUACCAUGACACAUGAAUGCCUUCAUGCUUCCCUUCUGAACACUCAGGGCCUGCCGACUGAGAAUGAGCCUGUGUGACCCGCAGACACCAGUCCAGGAGUCGUGAGAUCCCUCCGUGUCACCAGCUCUGGCCCCCUCUGCCGCCCAGUUGCUUGACUCUGCCGUUCCCUGGGGUGGUCCUGUGCCCUCGGCAUCGAGGACCCUCAGCUCUUGGAGAAGGUGGUUGGUCCCUGGUGCAGACUCUGGUGUGGGGGGGUGCGUGAAAGCCCCCAGACCAGGAUGAGCACGGGGCUGGCGUGGUGAGCUGCCCUCAGCAUGCCUCCUCCCAGAGCCAGGGAGAGCGGGGAGCCCCGAGCCCGGCACCGCGCCCCCCGGGAGGAGGCAGCCCGCCAGAGCUGGGACUGGACCUGCCCGGAGACGCGCCGGCUCUUCGAGGAGGCCUUCUUCGGGGAGGGGGACUAUAUCCGCCAGGGCUCCGAGGAGUGCCAGAAGUUCUGGACCUUCUUUGAGCACCUGCAGAGAUUUCACAGUCUCCGGACAGCCCGCCGGGAGGAGCAGGACCACGGACGGGCCACAUCCAAGGCCCCGGCAUUCGCGGACCUGCCCCGCACCUAUGACGCUCGCUACCGCAUCAACCUCUCCGUGCUGGGUCCCGACACCCGGGGCUCUCGGGGGCCCGGCGGCCAGCUACCCCCAGAGCGGGUGUCUGAGUUUCGCCGCGCCCUCGCCCACUACCUGGACUUCGGGCAGAAGCAGGCGUUUGGGCGGCUGGCCAAACUGCAGCGGGAACGGGCGGCCCUGCCCAUUGCCCAGUACGGGCAGCGCCUCCUGCAGAUGCUGAAGGAGCACCAGGUGGUGGUGGUGGCCGGUGACACAGGCUGUGGCAAGUCCACGCAGGUGCCCCAGUACCUGCUGGCUGCAGGCUUCAGCCACGUGGCCUGCACCCAGCCCCGGCGCAUCGCCUGCAUCUCACUGGCCAAGCGCGUUGGCUUUGAGAGCCUGAGUCAGUACGGCGCCCAGGUUGGCUACCAGAUUCGCUUCGAGAGCACGCGCUCGGCUGCCACCAAGAUCGUGUUCCUGACGGUGGGGCUGUUGCUGAGGCAGAUCCAGCGCGAGCCAGGCCUGCCCCAGUACCAGGUCCUGAUUGUGGACGAGGUGCACGAGCGGCAGCUGCACAGCGACUUCCUGCUGGGGGUGCUCCGGGGCCUGCUGCCUCGGCGACCCGACCUCAAGGUGGUGCUCAUGUCCGCCACCAUCAACACGGCUCUCUUCUCCACGUACUUCGGCGGGGCCCCGGUGCUGCAGGUGCCCGGGCGGCUCUUUCCCAUCACGGUCGUAUACCAGCCACCGGAGACGGAGGCGGCCGGGGCCACAUCCAAGCCGGAGAAGCUGGACCCGCGGCCCUUCCUGCGGGUGCUGGAGGCCAUCGACCACAAGUACCCGGCCGAGGAGCGCGGGGACCUGCUGGUGUUCCUCAGCGGGAUGGCCGAGAUCAGCGCCGUGCUGGAGGCUGCGCAGGUGUAUGCGGCCAGCACGCAGCGCUGGGUGGUGCUGCCCCUGCACAGUGCCCUGUCUGUUGCUGACCAGGAUAAGGUAUUUGACGUGGCGCCUCCUGGAGUCCGGAAGUGCAUCUUGUCCACCAACAUUGCUGAGACCUCCGUUACCAUUGACGGCAUCCGCUUCGUGGUGGAUUCUGGGAAGGUGAAGGAAAUGAGCUACGACGCGCAAGCCAAGCUGCAGCGGCUGCAGGAGUUCUGGAUCAGCCAGGCCAGCGCCGAGCAGCGCAAGGGCCGAGCCGGCCGCACCGGGCCCGGCGUCUGCUUCCGGCUCUAUGCCGAGUCCGACUACGAUGCCUUCGCCCCCUACCCUGUCCCGGAGAUUCGGAGGGUCGCCCUGGACGCGUUGGUGCUACAGAUGAAGAGCAUGAGUGUGGGGGACCCCCGGACCUUCCCUUUCAUUGAGCCCCCGCCAGCUGCUAGCCUGGAAACAGCCAUACUCUACCUCCGGGACCAGGGUGCCCUGGACAGCUCAGAGGCCCUCACCCCCAUCGGGUCCCUGCUGGCCCAGCUGCCUGUGGAUGUUGUCAUUGGGAAGAUGCUCAUCCUGGGCUCGCUGUUCAGCCUGGCGGAGCCCGUGCUCACCAUCGCCGCUGCUCUCAGCGUGCAGUCGCCCUUCCCGCGCAACGCCCAGAGCAACCCCGAGUGUGCGGGGACCCGGCGGAGCCUGGAGAGUGACCAGGGAGACCCGUUCACGCUCUUCAAUGUCUUCAACGCAUGGGUGCAGGUGAAAUCAGAACAGGGCAGCAACUCCCGCAAGUGGUGCCGCCGCCGGGGCAUAGAGGAGCACAGGCUGUACGAGAUGGCCAAUCUGCGGCGUCAGUUCAGGGAGCUAUUGGAGGACCACGGGCUGCUGGCGGGGGCCAGGGCACCAGAGCAGGGGGACAGCUACAGCCGGCUGCAGGCUCGCAGGGAACGCCGGGCUCUGUACCAGCUGAAGCGGCAGCAUGACGUGGGUGGGGGACGCCGGCGCAAGGUCCUGCGGCUGGAUGAGGGUCUGGACGGCGGCUCCAGCGAUGAAGAACCUGAUCGCAAGGCUGCUGGGGAAACCGGUGACAGCGUGGACAUCCAGGACGUGAAGUUCAAGCUCCGGCACAGCCUGGAGCAGCUGCAGGCGGCCGCCCGCUCAGCACAGGACCUGAGUCGGGACCAGCUGGCCCUGCUGAAGCUGGUGCUGGCCCGCGGCCUCUACCCCCAGCUCGCCAUCCCCGACCCCCUCAACAGCAGCCGGAAGGACUCGGACCAGAUCUUCCACACACGCGCCAAGCAAGGCACCGUGCUCCACCCCACCUGCGUCUUCACCAACAGCCCCGAGGUGCUGCAUCCCCAGGAGCCAGAGGCUGCAGCCGAGGGGCGCCAAGACGACAGGGGCCGGAUGAGCAGCCGCCACCAGCUCCUCGCCUUCGUCUCCCUGCUGGAGACCACCAAGCCGUACCUGGUCAGCUGUGUCCGAGUACCCGCGCUACAGUCUCUCCUGCUGUUCAGCUCCUCCCUGGACACCAACGGUGAUUGCUCCCGCCUGGUGGCUGACGGCUGGCUGGAGCUACAGCUCGCAGACACGGACAGUGCUGUCCAGCUCCUGGCAGCCUCACUGCGGAUCCGGGCCCGCUGGGAGAGGGCACUAGACCGGCAGCUGGCCCGCCAGGCCCGGGGAUGGCGGCGGCAUGAGGAGGAGGACGAGGAGGACGAGGAGGAGGAGGCGGCAGCCCUGGAAAACCGCAAGGAGGUGGCGGCUCUGAGCAGGGAGCUGCUGCAGUUCACAGCCUCCAAGGUUCCCUACAGCCUCCGGCGGCUCACAGGGCUGGAAACCCAGAACCUCUACGUGGGGCCCCAGACUGUCACAGCCACCCCGAGUCUCCCUGGCCUCUUUGGCAGCUCCCCCUCAUCUCCACACCCCACCAAAGGGGGCUACGCGGUCACUGAUUUCCUCACCUACAACUGCCUCGCGAGCGACAGAGACCUGUACAGCGACUGUCUCCGCACCUUCUGGACCUGCCCGCACUGCGCCCUGCACAUGCCCUUCACGCCCCUGGAGCGCAUGGCCCACGAGAACAGCUGCCCUGCGGCCCCGGGCAGCGCCCCAGGGGAUGAGGAUGUGGCCCCUGAGCCCCCACCAAAGGUGUCUGCCCUGCAGAGGCCCUACCACUGCACGCAGUGUGGGCAGCACUUCAUGUUCACGCCCACCGAGCUCCUGCGGCACCGCCGGCAGCAUCUGUGAGCCAGAGCCCGGGGCCGGACUGAGGCCACGGGACCCGCUGCUCCCGCCCUCCCAGCGCCACAGUGUGGGUUCAGGCUGGGGGCUCCCACUCCUGGGGGCCCCCACCCCCGUGGGCCCCUGGUGGCCCUGCUCAGCCGCUCCUGACAGAGUCCCUGCCACAAGUCGGAGGCAGCCCCGCCACACCUCACUGUGGCCCAGGGGGUCCCUUCCCCGACAGCCUGACUGGGGCCCUGCUACCCCCGCACCCCCACCUCCAGCCACACCCUCCCCCCUCUGCACCCCUCGACCCCUCCACUUGACUGAGCCCUACCCCCUGGCCCUAGUCCAGACCCACAGUCCACUUCUCAGUGAUUCUGAGAUUUUUUGCCUUUUUGUGUACCUGGCAAUGCCCAGGGGUUACUCCUGGCUCUGCACUCAGGGAUCACCAUUGGCGGUGUUUGGGGAACCCUAUGGGGUGCCGGGGAUUGAACCUGGGUCAGCAACACGCAAAGCAAACACUCUCCCCGCUGUCCUGUCACUCUGGCCCUGUGUUUGUUUGUUUUUUUUUUAAUUUUUCCGUAAUUUUUAUUUUGGGGGUCAUACCCAGCAGUGCCCAAGGGUCACUUCUGGCAGGGCUCAGGGCACCCUCUGCAGUGCCAGGGGUUAAGCUUGGGUUGGCUGCGUGCGUGGUAGGCGCCUCCUCCCCAUUCCCAGUAACCCAAUAAACCUCUUCUCGCCUGUG
Molecule: messenger RNA, 4661 nt
Organism: Sorex araneus (European shrew)
Lineage: Eukaryota; Metazoa; Chordata; Mammalia; Eulipotyphla; Soricidae
Gene: DHX34
Product: DExH-box helicase 34
Exons: 17
Coding region: 482-3940 (1152 amino acids)
Biological process (GO): nuclear-transcribed mRNA catabolic process, nonsense-mediated decay
Cellular component (GO): intracellular anatomical structure
Molecular function (GO): RNA binding; ATP binding
Source: RefSeq, a predicted model, not a curated record